CACAGAGAGGAACUGUGGUUCAUAUGAAAGUUUCUCCUGCUCAGAAAUCAUCCACCCUUGUUGGCUCUCUCUUUCUUGGCAUCUUCUCCCUGAUGAUCCAUCUGUCACCCACCUGCAGCUGAUCGUGUACCCACAUUGCAGCCACAACAUGAGCCGACGGAGACUAAGUUUCAAGUGGUUCGGCAGCCUCACCAACCUCUCUUUUCGCCGCUCCACUGAAAAAUCAGACUCCAAGUCCUCCAAGUCAGGAUCAAGCGCUGGGAAUGAACCUGGAGAUGGCGGUGAAUGUGGUUCUGUAACCACGGUGAACAUGGCUCCAGUUGCUGAGACAACAAUGGAUGACAUGGACGCCAUACGCCCUCGGACUGCCAGCUACGUUCGCUCUAGUGAGAACUAUACUCACGUGGGCACGCUACCACGGCUACUGAUGAAGAGGAAGGACAAGAAUAGUAAAGGAGGCCCCAGCAGCGUCAAGAAGAGUAAAGACAAAAGCGGCAUCAGCAGAAGUCAAAGCCAGCGACCUGCUGGUGACAAAGACCGCGGGCCCCCAAAGCUUGCAGCUGGUUCAUCCAAGGUGGCUGGAGAUGAGGCUGUGGUUAAAGCAGAUGCUGGGCUCAAACAAGACUCUGUAACCGAACCCAAGACCCAGCAGGAACCUGCAAGCGAUAUCAUAAGCACUGAAAACACCACCUCAGGACCCACACCUGCCUGUGAAGAUGUGUCGCCAUCUGGUGGCUCAAGCACUGAUAAGCAGGGCAUCACCCAGGCAGGUGCAGAUUUGACAACAGAUGACCAACCUGAACCCUUGAAAGAAGUGUCAUCCCCGCCACUCAGCCAGGAGAACAGUCAGACCCCGCAUGAAGGAGAAGACAAAGGAAACCAAAACUCUGACAGCAUUUCCAGCCACAUGGAGCCAGCAGACACCCAGGCAGAAUAUGUUCAGUUCUCCAAGGAGAAGUACCUGCUGGAGUCUCCCCCCGAGAAACUUCGUAAGGAGCUGGAGGAGGAGCUGAAACUGAGCUGUGCUGACAUCAGGAGCCAUGGCUGGUACCAUGGACACAUACCCAGAGAGGUGUCAGAGACUCUGGUUGUGCGUAAUGGAGAUUUCCUGGUGCGGGACUCUCUGACCAGCGUGGGCGACUACGUGCUGACCUGUCGAUGGGAUAAUGAGGUGCUACACUUCAAGAUCAGCAAAGUCCUGGUCAAAUCCAACGAGACCAAGGUGCAGUACGUGUUGGAGUCCGACAGUUUCGACUCGGUGCAGGAGCUCGUGCGGUACUACGUGGGCCAGCGCAAACCUGUCUCCCAAUCCAGCGGUGUCCACAUCUACUGUCCAGUCAGCAGGACUCUCCCCCUGCGCUACCUGGAGGCCACAUUCGCCCUGUCCAACAGCAAGCAAGGCUCCGCCUACUCACCGUCCAAUCAGAGGGGGGCAUACAUCAAGAGAAGGAGCGUCACCAUGACUGACGGGCUAACGACAGAGAAGAUGAUACCUCACAGUGACUCAGACAGCCCCAGUCCAGUUGAGACACCGGUGGCAGCACCAGAACCAGAGCCGGAACCUGUGCCCAAAUGCAGCCCGUCGACCAUCCACCACCAUAAAGAUGCAAUGCGGAACUGUGCGAUGAGCAUGGACCAGAUUCAGGAGUAUCGCUGCCCCUUGUCACCUGUUGGGGAAACCCCGCUGUCUCCUGCAUAUAGCGCCAUCACCAGGCAGAGAGCGCACUCAGGUGGGCGGGUCCUGGCUGUUGUCCCACCCUCGCCUGUGAUGCGUCGUUCCAGCGACCCUCAGCUCAGCCCCUCAGCCAGUAACAACCCUCCGGAGCAUCCCGCGCAUACCUCUCAUUCAGCACACUCCUCACCCGCCCAUCAUCCCAGCUACCAAUCGCAUUCCUCAGAAACAGCAGGGAGCUACUGUGACCUCAGACCUUGCCCCGCCGGGCCCCCUAAACCCCCGACUAAAAGCUACGUGGAACGAUUGCGAGUGGAAGAGGGGAGGGUGGAGGGAGCGAGAGAGGAAGGAGAGGGGAUGUUCAGCGCCCCACAGGUGGAGACAUCAUCCUCCUUCAAGCCAUCCAGGUACGAGUCUUGCCUUAUGCCAGCUGAGAAUAAGCCUCUGGAGAUGUCCGUGCUGAAGAGAGUCAAAGAGCUGUUGGCCGAGGUGGAUGCAAGGACUGCAGCUAAACACAUCACCAUGGUGGACUGCACGGUUGCUAGAAUAUUAGGCGUAACCACAGAGAUGCAAAGGAUGAUGGGAGUGUCCUCAGGGUUGGAGUUGCUGACACUACCACAUGGACACCAGCUGAGACUUGACCUACUGGAGAGGUUCUACACCAUGUCUAUCAUGAUGGCGGUGGACCUGCUUGGCUGCACAGGAAGCACCGAGGAGAGGGCAGCCCUGCUCCAUAAGACCAUCCAAUUAGCAGCGGAGUUGAAAAGCAACUUGGGCAACAUGUUUGGCUUUGCUGCUGUGAUGAGAGCCCUGGAGCUGCCGCAGAUUUCCCGCCUGGAGCAGACGUGGAUAACAUUACGCCAGAGACAUACAGAGGGCGCUAUUCUGUACGAGAAGAAACUCAAACCUUUCAUGAAGAAUAUGAACGAUGGAAAAGAGUCUAGCGUCCUGUCCAACACCUCCUUCCCCCACAUCAUUCCUGUGCUGUCCUUACUGGAGCGAGGCGUGACUCUUGGGGAGGUGCUGGAGCCCUGGGAGAGUGCGGAGAUGGGAGUGGACGUGGUCAUGUACCACCUAGAGGGAGCUCGUUCCAUCGCACAUCACGGGGGAAUCUACAGAACCAACGUUGAGACCAAACUGCAGGGAUUCCAGGAGCGAGCAGAAAUACGCGACAUCUUCCAGACGGAGUUUCAGAUGCGUCUACUGUGGGGCAGCCGCGGCUCCGAGGGCAGCCAAUCGGAGCGUUACGAGAAGUUCGACAAGGUCCUCACCGCCCUAUCGCACAAGCUCGAGCCUCCCGUGCGCCACAGCGAGCUAUAGCACCUGCCCCGACACCGACCAUCGCCAAAACACCUCCAUCUGCACUCACCACUCAUAGUGGUACGGUCUUGUUUUGCAUCGCGGCGGAUGACGUGGAAGAGUCGGCGAGGAGGGCGAGAGUGAUUGAAGAGGCAGCUAAAAGAGCGUUUGCAGUGAGCAAUAGGAAUUACGAGGAAGCGAGGGUCUCACUUAGAACAAUUGUUGCACUCACUGUGGACUCCAAAUAAGGCACAGCGUUCCUUCUGUUCCUCCCUGUGGACUUCCUCACUUAGCGCUAAAAUAUUUAAAUGGCAACAGAGAGAAGACAAGCUAAGUGGAAAAGAGGCUGGGGAGAGAUGGGUGACCAGCUCCUCCGCUUGGUACAAACAGUAACGUGUGUACGGUGUGCCCCGAGGGCCAAACAGAGCUGCAGAGUUUGGCUUUGCUCCAAUAAAAUUACAGACACUCUUUUGUUUCGAAACAACUGCUGUCACACACUGUAGCAGAAAUGACAACAAUAACUUACUUAGCUCAUAUAUAGAUGUUUUGUCUGUAUGAGUGAGUGAGUGUGUGUGUGUGUAUGCGUGUAAAUGUAUGUUUACAUUCCUUCAUUUUUGUAUGUCAUUAAUGUUUUAUGUGUUUUUUUUUUUUUGUCUUAUUUAUUUGUCAUGAUCAAAAGAUAUCAAAACAUUAUGGACCUUGCUUCACCAAACUCACAAGAAUCUGUCAGUGCUCAUUCUGAGGGGACCGUGUUCAUAAAACCUCAUUAAAUAUGUAUCAAGCAGUCCCAUUGAAUCCCAUUAAAAAUGUAUCAGGCAUGCAUUAAUAAAUGUAUCAGAAAUGAAACAUUUGCCGAAGUAAUGCAGCAACUUCAAUAUGAGGGCUUUGUGAGUUGUUAAAAACGUGAAGCAACCCUCUGUCGUAGCUGUGUUCGACUAAUGCGUUUGAUAUCGUGUGUCUUGUGCACAAAAUGUCGCAAAAAACAGUGUUACGUGAAUCUAAGGAAAAUGCAAUGUAUUUUCUUUAAAUCCGAUUAAAGCAAUGUUUCACUUAAGUAUGUAGACGUUUAUGAACAUGCUUUGGUAUGACUCUUAGCUUCAGCAAACUGAAAUGUUUUCUCUGCAAAAGGAACACAAGAAUCAAAGAUGCAAACAUUUGGUGAUGUUGAUGCAUGAUGUUUGGAUGUCAAUCCUGAACUCAAGAGACUAUCCUGGUAAAACUAAAAUAAAAACAAUCAAAAUGGUUGAUUUAUGUAACAAAAAAUGUGAAAUAUUGCUUUAAAACUACUAAUUUGAAUAUUAAGAUGUGUCAAAUUUGAGAAAGACACAGAUGUGAAGCGAUGAUCUUUCAUUUCUGUUGAUAAUCUCGGGUGAUUAAAGAAAUCUGUCAUCUUUCAUGUUGUUUUCAGUUUGGAAAUCUGAAUGAAAAAAAAAAGAAUCUCCCAAACUGAAUCUAAGAACAUGUAGACCACAACUCUGCAACAAAGGAUGUCUUUUGAUUCUAUGUUUUGAAUUUAUGUUUCGGCAAUAGAGAGAAAAUGAUUGUAAUCUUUUUUUUUUGCUGCCUUUGGGAUUAUGUAUUGGUUGUCUGUUCAGUGUUAAAUCAUUGCUGGAUUUACAGGAUGUGGGCCUGAGAGGGCUGGAGCCAACUCUCAGAGCUAUGCAAUCAUUUCAACCAAGGGCUGACACCCCUGAGGAACCCAUUCAGAAUAUUUUACAAAAACCUUCAGUCAGUUUUCUGCAUCAACUUCUUUUUAAAAAAAAGCCUAUUCUUUGUUCUUCCUAAUCCUCUUUUAUCCAAACUGAUAAUCUAUAUAUGAAUGAAAGUCAUAUCAGAUAUCAAUCAAACAGAAAUAAUUCUAAAAGAUAUCCUUCUACCCUAGAGUCGCAUAUCAGAGAUCCUUAAAUUAAUGCUUGUGUCUUACCGUCCCGCUUUCAAGUCUGAACCAUAUUUGGGAUCAGCUGUACAGAUCAGAAUUCAUCAAGUGGAGAGCCAUGUGCCAGUUCCCACUGUGAUCCAACAGGGGGCGAUCUUUAUUCAGCAAAAAAAAAAAAGAAAGAAAGAAAGAAAAGAACAAAAGAAACAGAAUCAUUAAUUGUAAUACAAUAUAACAGCUUCCUGUUAUACAUGUGUGUUUUGAGACCAAGAGGAUGCCUACUGGUUUAGGUUUGUUAUCUGAUAACAAUGAUGGUGAAAAAGUGAUGAUGAUGAUGAUGUAAUAUGUUUUUCUUAGUUCUCUUUUGAAUGCUGUACAGGAAUGCUCUUGACAGUGUGUGGAUUCUCCUGUUGUGUAUAACAGGACUGUAUGAGAUGACCUUGAAAAGCAAAAAGACGUGAUUUAGGACCGAUCUCAUGUUUUUUUACGUACUGUACAUAGCAAUUCACUUUUUUCAAAUAAAAUGAUUGCUUGUGUCAA
Molecule: messenger RNA, 5387 nt
Organism: Thunnus maccoyii (southern bluefin tuna)
Lineage: Eukaryota; Metazoa; Chordata; Actinopteri; Scombriformes; Scombridae
Gene: sh2d3ca
Product: SH2 domain containing 3Ca
Exons: 16
Coding region: 149-2992 (947 amino acids)
Biological process (GO): positive regulation of peptidyl-serine phosphorylation; small GTPase-mediated signal transduction
Molecular function (GO): guanyl-nucleotide exchange factor activity; phosphotyrosine residue binding
Source: RefSeq, a predicted model, not a curated record